AUGGGAAAAGCGGCGAAUUUCCACAGAAUGCUUGAUGAAAUUUGGAAAAGAAAAGAGAGAACAGCUGAGAAAUCAAUCGAUAUUAACGAAAAGUCGAUCGAAGCGGCCGAUCAAUCACUGUUUCGAGCCAAUGAAAUGUCUUCGAAUGGAGAUUCUUUUGGAGUUUUUCAGAAUAUUGAAGGCGUUGGAGAUGUGGAGAAUGAUGACGAUGAUGAUGGAUUCUUUUAG
This is a messenger RNA of Caenorhabditis briggsae, 228 nucleotides long. Lineage: Eukaryota; Metazoa; Nematoda; Chromadorea; Rhabditida; Rhabditidae. The record is from RefSeq and is a predicted model, not a curated record. Bases 1 to 228 code for a protein of 75 amino acids. The transcript has a single exon.